Agrilus planipennis (emerald ash borer) is the source of this 465-nucleotide messenger RNA. RefSeq lists its product as uncharacterized. The transcript has a single exon. The coding region runs from base 1 to 465 and encodes 154 amino acids. The record is from RefSeq and is a predicted model, not a curated record. Lineage: Eukaryota; Metazoa; Arthropoda; Insecta; Coleoptera; Buprestidae.
AUGUCAGAAAUCACAUCAAAUACACUGCAGAUUGAAUUUUUCAACAGCGAGGUUAUUACAUGGACUCGAUGGGUGAAGAGAUUCGAGGGCGCGUUUACACUAGUUGGCUGGGACCAGGGGCUGAAGGCCAAAGCCCUUUUACACUACAUUGGGAAUGCAGUUUACAAUACAUUGUGUGAUAAGUCUGGAGCAGACGAUCCCUAUACAAUGACAUACGAUGUUAUUUGUGCUAAACUCAAAGAACUCUACGAACCAACUGUGCUUGAGAUAGCGGAGAGUUACAGAUUUUACACUCGUAAGCAGGAGCAAGGCGAGUCAGUUCAAGCUUAUGCAAAUGCAUUAAACAAACUAAGUGUCAACUGUGAUUUUAAGGAACAUGCUAAAAGAGCACUCAGAGAUCAGUUUGUUAUGCUCUACAAACAGCAGUUUCAGUGGAGCUCACGUCAAAAGAAUUUUCUGCUAUGA